Tribolium castaneum (red flour beetle) is the source of this 1332-nucleotide messenger RNA. RefSeq names its product zinc finger protein 678. Gene Ontology annotation, biological process: regulation of transcription by RNA polymerase II. The transcript is spliced from 2 exons. Lineage: Eukaryota; Metazoa; Arthropoda; Insecta; Coleoptera; Tenebrionidae. The record is from RefSeq and is a predicted model, not a curated record. Bases 631 to 1233 code for a protein of 200 amino acids. Gene Ontology annotation, molecular function: DNA-binding transcription factor activity, RNA polymerase II-specific; RNA polymerase II cis-regulatory region sequence-specific DNA binding.
UAUAACUGCAAUAACACUUGCUUUGUUUGUAGUUUUGCACAACUUCCUGGCAAUAUCAUCAGUUGUAUAAGUAUCUGGUUGUUUUGACAAAACUCGAGACUAAUUGUGAUGAAUCGGUUUAACCCUUCCAACGUGCCCAAUUCUAAAAUCCGUCGACGAAUUUGAGUGAAAUUUAUUUCCAAUCGAUCAAAAAAUGUCACACGAUGCGUAAGCACUUCCACUGUUCCGAAUUAAAUUUAAAUCGGUAGAUUUACGUCGCGUCAACGAAGAAAAGGGUGUAUAUGGAGUUGUCAUCUGUGAUUACCUGAGACAAAAUUACAACAAAAUCCCACCACAAAUGGGUCGGAUUAACGAGACAACCGUGCAAAAUGGUAGCACUUACCUUUCAACAUAAAUCCCAUAAAGUCACCCUUCGAGCCGCCCUACAACAAUACCAUCCCCCAAUACGGUCCAAAGUCGUCCAAACGAUACAUUUCAUUCAAUAAACACAAAGCCAGGGGUUACAAGUUAUUGUUGCAGAUCCUCGACGUACCCCCACUUGCCAAGUCCUGCCCCUUUAACUUAUAUACCCUUGUACAUUUAAAUUUUGUUUAGUUAGCAAUUGUGUCUCAAGUGUCCUUAAGUGGCGAGAUGUGCCCUUCCUGCAAUAACGAAACCAACACUAAGUGCCCUAAAAUAUUCAGGCCAUGGGAUACCUCCUCCUCAACGCAAUCGAAACCAGAAAAACCUGGAUUUAGGCCAGUCGAUCCUGGACAUUUUUUACCGCCAUACAGCGACCCCGCAAUUUUGGAAACCCUCGCCACCGGCUAUGCCUUGGAGGAGUACGCCAGAGUGCUCAAUCAAGAGCACCAAGUGAAAAUUUUGAAUGCUCGGAAACAACGACCGAAGAAGUACAAGUGUCCGCAUUGCGACGUCGGAUUUUCAAACAACGGACAACUCAAAGGACACAUUAGGAUACACACAGGCGAACGUCCUUUCAAGUGCGACGAGAAGGAUUGCGGGAAGACCUUUACGAGAAACGAGGAAUUGACGCGUCACAAAAGGAUACACAGCGGACUUCGUCCCUUUCCUUGUACCCAUUGUGGCAAGCGAUUCGGGAGAAAGGAUCACCUUAAGAAGCACUCCAGGACGCAUUUUCAGCCAAGAGGAGUGUACGCUGUGCCCGUUAUGCUCCCGUUCGACGCUUGGGCCUCUGCGACCUACCCCUACGUGCCCCCCAUGUACGGGUUCUGAAUUCGACUGUGAUGUAAAUAGCAUUUUUUGUAUAUACUAUUUUUGUAAAUUUUGUGAUAGAGAAGCAAUUUUAAUAAAGUGACACGAAUGCGAUUUGAU